UGUUGCUCACAAGACGCAGGUUACAAGACGCUGAUCCGAUGAUGCUUGUAGUUAGUACAAACUCUUACGAAACUCAGAGUUAACCUAGAGAAGCUACUAACUAAAUAAUUAGAAAUGGACGGUCAGCGUUGGUUGCCACUGGAAGCUAAUCCAGAUAUUAUGAACCAAUUUCUGAGACAGUUGGGUUUGCUGCCGACCUGGCAGUUUGGCGAUGUAUAUGGGAUGGAUCCUGAUCUUUUGAGUAUGGUGCCUAGGCCUGUGUGUGCAAUCCUGCUGCUUUUUCCUGUCACCGAACAGUAUGAGUCAUUCAGACUGGAGGAGGAGGCUGCUAUCAAAGCCCAGGGCCAGAAGGUCUCCCAAGAUGUGUACUUCAUGAAGCAGACCAUUGGAAAUGCCUGUGGCACAAUAGGCUUAAUUCACGCUGUAGCCAACAACCAGCAUUAUCUGGAAUUUGAGUCUGAUUCUCCACUGAAAAGGUUCCUGGCUGAGUCUUCUAAAUUAAGUCCUGAGGACAAGGCUACCUUCUUGGAGAAUGAUGAGAGUAUUCGUGUGACACAUGAAUCCAGUGCACAAGAAGGACAGACUGAGGCUCCAAGCAUAGAUGACAAAGUGGACUUGCAUUUCAUAGCUUUUGUGAAUAUUGGGGGAGAUUUAUAUGAACUGGAUGGCCGCAAGCCUUUCCCUGUAAUACAUGGGGCAACCUCAGAAGAAUCCUUCCUUGAGGAUGCCACAGAGGUUUGUAAGAAAUUUAUGGAUCGGGAUCCCGGCGAGCUUCGCUUCACUGUGGUUGCUCUAUCCAAGGCAUGAACCUUUCACUGCGGCUUACACUUUUUUUGAUGACCAACCCCCAAACAAAGAAAUAUACAACUGCCAACCAAUCUCAAGUGCUGAAUUUUGUAAGCUUGUUAACAUUUUUGCGGAAUAAGUUUGCCUGUGGUUGAGAACACAUUUUAACUGGAACUGACUUGUCUGGUACUAAAAGGGCCAUGAGUGUCAGACUAAAAUUUUUCAUGCCCCUGACAGUUAUUGCGGGGGGUGUGAUUACAACAGAUUAACAAGCUGAAGUAACCCCUAGACAGGUUUAAAUUCCGAACUAACAGUUAAGACUAAGAUUGUGGGAGAAAGAGAUGGUUAUGAAGAUGCUUAGAGCUAAUAACAGGGAGAAAACUCAUUUCAGCAUGGACAUUACCAUUUAAGGAAUCCAACAUUUUAAUAUUAUCAACUAUAAUAUUAUUAACUUGUCACAAUAUAUUGUUUUACUUUUUAAAUUUAAUGUUGAAUUGGCUUAAAUGGCAAUAUGUGGACUGUGUAGGCUAUUUAAAGUAUGUUUUUAUUAUUGACCGACAUGGGGCGUGGGUUUAAAAAAAUAUGCGAAUGACCAUCACCUACCACAAAUAUGGUGCCUGCCUUUUCAAAAAAAAUUAAAUAGUCACACUGUCGAAUAAAAAAAUACAUUGCUU
Molecule: messenger RNA, 1460 nt
Organism: Esox lucius (northern pike)
Lineage: Eukaryota; Metazoa; Chordata; Actinopteri; Esociformes; Esocidae
Gene: uchl3
Product: ubiquitin carboxyl-terminal esterase L3 (ubiquitin thiolesterase)
Exons: 9
Coding region: 115-807 (230 amino acids)
Biological process (GO): protein deubiquitination; ubiquitin-dependent protein catabolic process
Cellular component (GO): cytoplasm
Molecular function (GO): cysteine-type deubiquitinase activity
Source: RefSeq, a predicted model, not a curated record